GAGCAAAGCAAGCCUAGAGAUGGCUCUCCCCAGUUGUCGUUUUUAAUUCAUCAUAUUCCAUGUUACCCCAAGCUGUGCACACCACACACCACACACACACACCCACACUCGACGCAUCCGGGAUGCAGCUCAGCCAAAAUUUGGUUCUCUUGGGGAUUCUAUGUGGCAUGGUGAUGCCGAUGGAUGUGGCGGGGAAAUCGGUGCCAGUGGCGAAGCAGCAGCUCUCAGGUGGCUCCCAAGCGGAGCCGGCAACUGACACCGGUGUCGUCCAGCUGAGACACAUCAAGCGGCAGGCCAACAGUGUCCCUGUUAUGCCGAUGGACCUGCAAACGAAGCAUGCACCGUGCGACAUGGACUCCAGGGGCGCCACAAGCUACGUCUUCGCCUUUCCCAACCACUGCAUCUGGUCGUACAACAAUCGAUACCUCAGCGAGGGUCAUUACCGCGUCUACAAGAUCUACCAGUUGGAGGCGUUCUUCUUUGGCCAGUAUCACGAACGCAUGAAGCGGUACGAGACCGACCCACACACCUACGACUACAGCCUAACGUAGGUUGUAGGUCCAUCAACCGACAGCCUAAAGCUUCAAGAAAAGCUAAGUAUUCGAGAUUUGAGUAUUCAACUCCAAAUUGAUGUGGCACAGUCUUAAAUUGAUUCGAAUUCUAUGAGAUAAAAUUGUAAAUAAUAGUAAAUUAAGUAUCCUAGACUAAAUUAUUAAGUGUACAGUGUAUUAAAAAUUGGCUGAAAAUG
This is a messenger RNA of Drosophila bipectinata, 748 nucleotides long. RefSeq lists its product as uncharacterized. The record is from RefSeq and is a predicted model, not a curated record. NCBI's taxonomy places the organism in Eukaryota, Metazoa, Arthropoda, Insecta, Diptera, Drosophilidae.